CGGAGCUGCCGUUUCAAGCUGGAGGUCUGGGUCCGCCGGCCACGGGGCUGCCACACCGACUGGGACGGCCAACCAGGCCAGGAGACGCUGGCGGCUGCGGACUCCCCGGCUCGGGGCAGCCCUUCUUUGACCUCGCAUGGUGGAGAAGCAGCCCCAUGAAGGUGCCCAGCCAUGCAAUGUUCCUGGAAGGCCGUCCUCCUCCUUGCCCUGGCCUCCAUCGCCAUCCAGUACACAGCCAUCCGCACCUUCACCGCCAAGUCCUUCCACACCUGCCCGGGGCUGGCCGAUGCUGGGCUGGCUGAGCGGCUGUGCGAGGAGGGCCCCACCUUCGCCUAUAACCUCUCCCGCAAGACCCACAUCCUCAUCCUGGCCACAACCCGCAGCGGCUCCUCCUUCGUGGGCCAACUCUUCAACCAGCACCUGGACGUCUUCUACCUGUUUGAGCCCCUCUACCACGUGCAGAACACACUCAUACCCCGCUUCACCCAGGGCAAGAGCCCCGCCGACCGGCGCGUCAUGCUGGGCGCCAGCCGCGACCUCCUGCGGAGCCUUUACGACUGUGACCUCUACUUCCUGGAGAACUACAUCAAGCCUCCGCCUGUCAACCACACCACUGACAGGAUCUUCCGCCGAGGGGCCAGCAGGGUCCUCUGCUCCCGCCCCGUAUGUGACCCUCCAGGCUCUGCCGACCUGGUGCUGGAAGAGGGGGACUGCGUGCGCAAGUGCGGCCUGCUGAACUUGACGGUGGCGGCGGAGGCCUGUCGAGAGCGCAGCCACGUGGCCAUCAAGACAGUGCGGGUUCCGGAAGUCAACGACCUGCGGGCUCUGGUCGAAGACCCGCGGUUAAACCUGAAGGUCAUCCAGCUUGUCCGAGACCCGCGGGGCAUUCUGGCCUCACGGAGCGAGACCUUCCGAGACACGUACCGCCUCUGGCGGCUCUGGUACGGCACGGGGAGGAAGCCCUACAACCUGGACGUGACGCAGCUGACCACAGUGUGCGAGGACUUCUCCAACUCCGUGUCCACCGGCCUAAUGCGGCCACCCUGGCUCAAGGGCAAGUACAUGCUGGUGCGCUAUGAGGACCUGGCCAGGAACCCCAUGAAGAAGACUGAGGAGAUCUACGGGUUCUUAGGCAUCCCCUUGGACAGCCAUGUGGCACGCUGGAUCCAGAACAACACGCGGGGGGACCCUGCCCUGGGCAAGCACAAAUACGGCACCGUGCGCAACUCGGCCGCCACCGCGGAGAAGUGGCGCUUCCGCCUCUCCUACGACAUAGUCGCCUUUGCCCAGAAUGCCUGCCAGCAGGUGUUGGCACAGUUGGGCUACAAGAUGGCCGCCUCAGAGGAGGAGCUGAAGAAUCCCUCCAUCAGCCUGGUGGAGGAGCGGGACUUCCGCCCUUACUCGUGAUGCGGGCGCCGUGGUUGGGUGGGUGGGGGCACCUGGUGUCUCGGUUUUGAUAAAAUGGACCAUUUUUAACUGUUGCCUUAUUUCCCCCUCCCUCUCCCACCCUGUCUUUGUGCCGUUUUUGCCCCCUGCCUACCCCCACUCCCUUCCGCCUCUUUUUGUCUCUGAAAUUUGCACUAUGCCUUGGACGGGAACCAUUGGGGCAGAGGGGGGCGUGAAGUGGGGUAUGGCCCCCACCCCACCCCGGUUCAGACACACGGAUGUUGGGUCUGUAUAUGGAUGGUGACACUGUUUACAAGCACCACAUUCACACACGCACGUGUGUGUGCACACACACAUACGCACAUGGGCACACACUCGUGCACGCACAGGGGAGAGGCACCCAAUACCACACAACUUCUCAAACUUUUCAAAUGGAAGAGUGGUCGGUGUAUUGUAGUUUUUCACUGUCUUCUAUAGGGUAAGAGGUUAAAAACAAAAAGACCACCUCUGUAAUUUAUGAAUAGUGUGUAUCCCCUUCCCAUCUCUGCUUCCUGCCCCUGGUGCCCACUCCCCCCCUUGGAGCAGAGAAACUGCCCCCACCUGCCCACCCUUGCCUGUCGGUGAGCAGAUUUUUACUGUGAGGUGAACGUGGACCUUGUUUAUUUUUUUCCAGUCUGUGGCGAUGCUGUCUGUCUUGAGUCUUGUGCCUGCCCCUGGACGAGUGAUGGCUGAUGAAUCUUAUGGGUUUCUGAUUGAUCUUGGGGUACAUCUGUGAUAUUUCUUUGUGCCAAAAAAGGAAAAAAAAAGUGGAUCAGUUUGCUAAAUGAACACUGAAAUGCUUUAUCUGUGUUUUCUGUAAAUAAAAGUGUGCAAUAAUC
Trichechus manatus latirostris (Florida manatee) is the source of this 2264-nucleotide messenger RNA. RefSeq names its product carbohydrate sulfotransferase 1 (gene CHST1). The coding region runs from base 172 to 1407 and encodes 411 amino acids. Gene Ontology annotation, biological process: keratan sulfate proteoglycan metabolic process; carbohydrate metabolic process; N-acetylglucosamine metabolic process. Gene Ontology annotation, molecular function: N-acetylglucosamine 6-O-sulfotransferase activity; keratan sulfotransferase activity. The record is from RefSeq and is a predicted model, not a curated record. Gene Ontology annotation, cellular component: Golgi membrane; trans-Golgi network. NCBI's taxonomy places the organism in Eukaryota, Metazoa, Chordata, Mammalia, Sirenia, Trichechidae. The transcript has 3 exons.